AUGGAUAUCGAGGCUCUGGAAAAGUCGAUUUGUGAUCAGAAAAUUGAGGCAGCCCAGAAAUCUAGCAUAAAUAUGAAGCGUGAAUUGCUUUUCUUUGCGAUCGACAAAAAUUUGGUGAUUUUGCAAGAUUUAUCGAUGAAUAAUGAUCGGAACUGGAUUAGCUAUGGGAGUGAAUACGAAAGGAGAAAAACCGAGAUUAUUAAUUUGGUCUUCAUGGAGCAAACUUCAAAUGAAAUGGUAAGAUAUUUUUGUUUCGAUUCAAAAAAUUGUUGUUUUUUUCUCCUUCAGAAAAUGUCUGAAACUAAAGGGAAAAUUGAAAACCAACCCAACUUCCAAUUCAAACUUCAAAAACAAGAACUUCUAUCUGAAAUCCAGAAUAUCAAUCACCAAAUCAAUCAACUUAUGCAAAUCUCGAAUUUAUUGGAUGAAUAUUUGCGAAAUUUUUUUGAACGCUUCGAAGAACUCAAAUCAGAAAUCGACCAGACUUCGGCGAUUUUUCAUAGAUAUAAGAAGAAUUGGAAGGAUACUGUCAAAUUAUUUGAAGCAGUGAAUAAGUUAUUGCCAAAUUGUGAGCGAGAGUAAGGAGAUUUAGACAAAAUCAGAUUGAAGGUACAUUAAUGAUUACAGGUCUUAA
Molecule: messenger RNA, 634 nt
Organism: Caenorhabditis angaria
Lineage: Eukaryota; Metazoa; Nematoda; Chromadorea; Rhabditida; Rhabditidae
Source: the annotation of a GenBank genome assembly